GUGGUUCUGGAAUUCAUCAGUCACAUCACCGAUUUUCGCAAAGUUAGCUCACCUCCCACAAGAGAUCAAACCAUCCAGCACCAUGAAAUUCAUCGUUGCAUUCGCUGCUCUGAUUGCCCUGGCUUUGGCCGCCCCUCCAGCUUCGGUCGAUGAAAAGAACGCCCAGGUCCUGAAGUACGACAGCGAUGUUGCCGCCGAUGGAUACAGCUUCCAGUUCGAUACCAGCAACGGAAUCCAGCACCAAGAGAAGGCCGAGCUGAAGAAGUUCUCCGAUGACGUUGCCGCUCUGGUUGUCCGUGGAGCUUUCUCCUACACCGGCGCUGACGGUCAGACCUACUCCGUGAACUACGUCGCCGAUGAGAACGGAUUCCAGCCAGAAGCCGCCCAUCUGCCCAAGGCCUAAGGAUGCAACGAGUUGUCACCACAAGUGCAUUGACCCUGUAAAUUUAUGUAGAUAGAAAUCCAGCCUCACGAAAAGUGUACAGAAUUGUUUCGUAAACCGUUUGAAUAAAUUGUAACGAUGUCAUCUGAA
Molecule: messenger RNA, 532 nt
Organism: Aedes albopictus (Asian tiger mosquito)
Lineage: Eukaryota; Metazoa; Arthropoda; Insecta; Diptera; Culicidae
Product: flexible cuticle protein 12-like
Exons: 1
Coding region: 83-403 (106 amino acids)
Cellular component (GO): chitin-based extracellular matrix
Molecular function (GO): structural constituent of chitin-based larval cuticle
Source: RefSeq, a predicted model, not a curated record